CGGACGUUGCGCUGCUCAGGAAGCUCCUGAGUGACUCGAACGAUAAGAAGCGUGCUGGAAGACUCGAAAAAAAUCGGCGGACAGCGAAAUUGAUCGAGAAAAGGUGGAAGGUCGAGAAGUGAGAAAAUCGCUUUUACAUAAAUGUGAGCGAUAUGUUAAACAGGUUGUGACAGUUGACUGUCGAAGGAAGAUGGAUGGGGCAGCAGCAGGCAAUUUUGAGGGGGGAGGCUCUGCGACAGACCGAGAAGAGGAAAGUAAAGAGGACGGAUGGGACGACGGGGACGAUGAUGAUGACGAUGAGGAUGGAAUAGAAGAAAGGAAUCACGAAAAUGACGAGAGGAAGAGAGAGGAGAAAAAGCCACUCAGGAUUCCAGACGCCGAUCGAUGAUGAGGAACCGCGGGUGGGAGGAGGGGAGGGGAUCUUUUCU
Amorphotheca resinae ATCC 22711 is the source of this 428-nucleotide messenger RNA. RefSeq lists its product as hypothetical. The record is from RefSeq and is a predicted model, not a curated record. The transcript has a single exon. The coding region runs from base 191 to 388 and encodes 65 amino acids. Lineage: Eukaryota; Fungi; Ascomycota; Leotiomycetes; Helotiales; Amorphothecaceae.